Messenger RNA from Hydra vulgaris (swiftwater hydra), 1363 nucleotides. RefSeq names its product ribonucleoside-diphosphate reductase subunit M2 B. Gene Ontology annotation, biological process: deoxyribonucleotide biosynthetic process. The record is from RefSeq and is a predicted model, not a curated record. Gene Ontology annotation, molecular function: ribonucleoside-diphosphate reductase activity, thioredoxin disulfide as acceptor. NCBI's taxonomy places the organism in Eukaryota, Metazoa, Cnidaria, Hydrozoa, Anthoathecata, Hydridae. Gene Ontology annotation, cellular component: cytosol.
UUUUACCGCUUAUUUUAUACGUAAAGAUUAUUUUAUUGUCCAAUCAGAAAGCAUUUUCAUUAUAAAAAACACAAAAAAUUUUUUAUUUUACAAUAUUUCGUUACCAUAUUAUCGUACUGGGCAUUGCUUUCUGCUCUGUGUUCUGUUGUAACUAACUUAGCUGAUAUAUCAAGAAAUUAUUGCACAUACAAAAAUGCCUUUAUCUGACUACACGAACUUAAUAAAUAAUGUAAAUACAAAUGAUAAUAAUUUAACUCCAAAAGCUAAGUUGGCUGCCCAACUAUACAAACAAAAUCAACAACCAAUGCAGCAUUUGUCCGAAGAGAUAAAAAAAGCAAAACCUCAUGUGACAACAAAUGAAAAUUGCGAUGAACCAUUAUUAAGAGAAAAUCCCCGAAGGUUUGUUUUAUUUCCAAUUCAAUAUAAAGAUAUAUGGAAAAUGUACAAGCAAGCUGAAGCCUCGUUUUGGACAGUUGAAGAAGUUGAUUUGGCUGCUGAUGCAGUUCAUUGGGAAGAAAAGCUGAAGCCUCAGGAAAAGUAUUUUAUCUCUCAUGUUCUUGCAUUCUUUGCUGCUAGCGAUGGAAUUGUUAAUGAAAACCUUGUUGAGUGCUUCAGUCAAGAAGUUCAACUACCAGAAGCAAGAGCAUUUUAUGGGUUUCAAAUUGCAAUUGAAAACAUCCACUCAGAAAUGUAUUCUUUACUCAUUGAUACUCUCAUUAAAGAUCCGAUAGAAAAGUCAAAUUUAUUUAAUGCAAUUGAAACCAUGCCCUGUGUUCAAAAAAAAGCAGUUUGGGCACUAAAAUGGAUUAACAAAGAUUGUGCUUCUUUCUCUGAACGUGUUGUUGCAUUUGCUGCAGUGGAAGGAAUUUUUUUUUCAGGAUCUUUUGCAGCUAUAUUUUGGCUUAAAAAAAGAAACCUUUUACCUGGAGUAACUUUCUCAAAUGAAUUGAUCAGUAGAGAUGAGGGUUUACAUUGUGACUUUGCAUGUCUUAUGUAUAAACAUAUUGUAAACAAGCCUUCUGAAGAACGAGUAAAACAAAUUAUUCGAGAUGCUGUAGCUAUUGAAAUUGAGUUUUUGACUGAGUCUUUACCCUGUGAUCUUUUAGGAAUGAAUAAAAGUCUUAUGAAAACAUAUAUUGAAUUUUGUGCUGAUAGAUUAAUAAAUGCUCUUGGUUAUUCAAAGGAAUGGAAUGUUGAGAAUCCUUUUGAUUUUAUGGAGAAUAUAUCAUUAGCAAGGAAGGCAAAUUUCUUUGAAAGUCGUGUGUCAGAUUACCAAAAGGCAGGUGUCAUGGACUCAAUCAAUACAAUGACAAAUAAAAAUCUUAAGUUUUCUGAUCUAGAUGAUUUAGAUUUUUAACUCAUA